Molecule: messenger RNA, 798 nt
Organism: Yamadazyma tenuis ATCC 10573
Lineage: Eukaryota; Fungi; Ascomycota; Pichiomycetes; Serinales; Debaryomycetaceae
Biological process (GO): proteasome assembly
Source: RefSeq, a predicted model, not a curated record
AUGCUUAUCAAACCAUGGACAGAUACACAGACGCCUCGCCACUUUUUAGAGGAUGAAGCCGACAACGAGACUCCUAAUUUGAUUCCUCACUUGUCCAUCGAGUAUGCGGGAACUAGUGCCACCACUUUAAUUAUAUGUCCACAAACCGUCAAGGUAAUUACUGAAACCAUUGGCGGCACCAAAUGUGGAGAGAUUUUCAUUAAGUACCCCGAGAUUCCAAAGAUCGUGAGUGAUUCGGUGGAAGAUGAGUAUGAUGAAGAUGAGCAGCUCUACUCUGCCAUUAUGGAGAAGUCUUUGAAGGAUAAGUUCACCGAAUUUACCAUCCCUAUUUUGGUGCACCAGAACCUGUUGACUGUAGUAGUACCACAUCAGACCAAUGCCGUUGCGAUUAACGCAUUGUCGGACAAAUUGGUGGAGUUUUUCAGUUCCAAAAUCACCAAUUGGAUAACCUUAGCACCAUGCCAAUUGAAUAACAACCAGACUUUGAAUAAAUUCAGUAUAGGCUCGGAAAGUGAGUUGGUAAAUUCGAUUCCCACAGUCCAGCCUCCACAUUUCAUCACUGGUAUUGGUGCUUCUGUGACGUCGACUUUGGCUUUGACUGAAGGUGUUAGACUUGUUUCACUAAUUCUCAAUGCCGAAGGACAACCAGGAUACGAGAAAAUCGACCCCGACUCGAUUAUCGAUGCUAGCCAUGUGGUGGCAGAACUUAUAGGGCUCGAAAGGGAUGCGUUCAUAAAGAGGGUGAGUUUGUCGGUCAGAAAAUUCAACAGCUACUCUACUUCAGGCAUGUACAUAUAA